AUUCACCUAGAAGAAUUUGACAUUCAAAAUUAGGUUUAUUUUGACUUUUAAUUUAUUUAUUUAUGAUACUAUAUUAUAAGAAUUAAAAUGUCGUUCCCAUUAGCAAAUAAAUUAUACCCGGCAAAUCACAAAACAACUUUUGUAUUGGAUCACACACCAUAUUUUGGAAUAUCUUGCGAAAACCCAAUUGAAUUCGAGUUUUUAAAAAGUCGUACGCCGGGUUUCAUCCCCAUGAAUCCAAUUUCAAAAUCUCUUUGGACUUCUAGCGUCGAAUCUGCUAUAGAAUAUUGUAGGAUAGUAUGGGAUCUAUUUCCACAAGGAAAACUGGUAAGGUUUAUAGCGAGUGAUACAGUAGCUCACAUUUUGAAUACAUGGAGUGCUGCUCAACAAAAUUUAACACAUAUUAUGAAUGGUAUGUCUCUAAUAGGCGUUCCACCUCCUCCGCCUCCAAUUAGAGCGGUAAGUACUCCGCUAGAUCAUACAGUAUUACACGGAUUACGUGCUGCUAUAGAAGCAUUAAGCGAACCGACAGAUCUACAAUUAGAAAAAAUGAAAACAGCUGGAGACAAUAUGAAAAUUUUAAACAAUACUAGAGUAAUAUGUAUCACAUCAGCUAGAGACAAUGAAAGUAUGAAACGUUUAGAAGAUAUUUUCUUGACAGUAUUAAAUCAACAAAAUAAACUAUCCGCUACUUCAGACAAGUUAUUACCAAUCCAUCAUUGCCAUUUGGUGAUUAUUAAUACUUUUCCUAUAAAUAUUGAAUCACAGGUUAAUAAUCAUCCCGCUAAGAAUCUCUCACAAAUAUUAACAACUGAAGUACAUUCGAUUAAAGCUCCACAAAUACCCAACAAAUUAUCUUCCCUCAUUUUGGAACAUUAUGAUUUAGCCAGUACUACAGUUACCGGUAUACCCAUGAAAGAGGAGCAGAAUGCUUCCUCGUCUGCUAAUUAUGAUGUUGAAAUUUUUCACGCCAGCUCUGCCCACACGGCCAUUUUAAAAGGAAACGCCUCAGAUUCGGCUGCCAUAAGAACUGUCAAGGAUGGCAUGGAGUAUGAAACUACGACUCUAAAAUGGUGUACCCCGAGAGGAAUGACUGGAUCAGAAUUACAAAAUUGUACUUCAAUGCAUCGAAUCACUCCAGUCGAUGUAAAUUCACGUCCCUCAUUAUGUCUGAUUAAUUUUCUACUUAAUGGUCGAUCGGUGAUGUUGGAAAUGCCAAGGAAAGCCGGAGGAAAGAUAACAAGUCAUUUACUAGCUGCCCAUGGUGGAGAAAUAUUUAUUCACACCUUGUGUACCGCUAGAUCAGUUUUGGAAGAUCCUCCUUCAAUAUCGGAAGGUUGUGGUGGAAGAGUAACGGAUUAUCGCAUAACAGAUUUCGGAUUGUUGAUUAAACAAAAUACUUUACUACCUAUAAAAGUGAAGAAUAACGAGGAAACUGAACAACCGAUACAAAAAAUGAAAACUAGAUUAAACAGAAUGACAAACUACUGGCCCAUGACGAUCAGUUCCACAUUUAUAUUCAAUUUGAAAAACUAUUUCGAUCCGCUACCGACUCUAAUAACCAAAGAUAAAAUAACCGAUGAAGAGGUAUUCCAAUGUAAAAAGGUCAUCUAUAAUUUAAUUUCUUUGGAAUCUAAGAUGGAGCCCCUCCAUCCGCUCAAUUCUGGUCAAAGAAUGAAGAGUCAAAAAAGAGAGGAACAAUACAAAGCUAUGUGGAACGAACUUGAAACAUUGGUGAAGAAUAAUUUGCAUUCGGAUAAUCACAGGAGCGUUUAUACGUGUCUGUUGGAAUGCCAUAAAUUUAAUUUUGAUGAAGAUAAAAUUUCUGAUAAAGUGGAAUUGGAUGAAGCGUUACAUCAAUUGGAUAAUAUCGGUCCCGGAAAACCGGACUCUGAUAUACAAAGAGCGUCAGUUAUUAGAGCCACUACCGAUUCUCCCAUGUCUCCACCACCUCUGACGAGUAUAGCUCCUCCGGUUUCGAAGAACACAACAUCAAACAAAAACAGUGGGAUUUAUAAUAAUCAGAAAAGUUUACUCGAUAUAUUUAUGGCACAAGAAAAAGUAAAAACGAGACCAGAAUUCACGGGGAGACAAGGCGACAGUUUGAUCUGGAAAUUAUACCCCAAUCUCAAAACUGACGAUCGAGGCCCAAGGGAAAACAUGGAAGUCGAAUGAUUUUAUUAUGUUUAAAAAUUUAUUAUAAUUAAGCUCAAAUUUUUAGAUUAAAAAGAUAUUUUCUUCCAA
Molecule: messenger RNA, 2244 nt
Organism: Diorhabda sublineata
Lineage: Eukaryota; Metazoa; Arthropoda; Insecta; Coleoptera; Chrysomelidae
Gene: asun
Product: integrator complex subunit 13
Exons: 7
Coding region: 88-2175 (695 amino acids)
Biological process (GO): centrosome localization; regulation of mitotic cell cycle
Cellular component (GO): integrator complex
Source: RefSeq, a predicted model, not a curated record